CAAUUAAUAGGAGUUAAAUAUAACGUAAAGUCAAUGAAUUGAUUGAAAACAAAUCCGUGAGAAGUGGUCAACAAAACUGCGACCGCAAUGACCGACAUAUCGACGGCCAAAAUGGCGUCUCAAUCAUUUGAUCCGCAAGAUUUGGUCCGCGAACUCACAUCCAAAGCGUCGGUAAGCAUUGAUGGACUGUUGGUCGCCCGCAAACAGGUCCAGAGUUUGGCCGACGACACCAACUCUCAGCUGAAGAAAAAUGUUUACAAGAAUUACUCACUUUUUAUUGAAACGGCAAAAGAGAUUUCUUAUCUGAAGAAUGAAAUGUUUCAAUUGAGUCAUCUCUUGACUGAUCAACAAAACCUUAUGGCAUCACUUCUUGAUAUAUCUAUUGGCGGACAACGACCCGCUUUGACGGCCAUCGAAAAGAAAGAGGCGUUGGAUAGAGUAGUGAAGGAACACAAAGAAAAAGUGAUUAAUUCUACGGUUAAUACCGUUUCCAAAGAAUUAAGUACUUUAUUGGACCGAAUUGAAGGAAGUGCUGGCAUUCUUGAGACCCGAACUCGGGCUUCAGUUCUCUUCUCUGGAGAACUCAUGGAAUUGGAUUCAAACGAAUACAAGAUUAUUCAACCAAUAUUUGCAAUACUUCUUAACGAUGGACUUAUUGUUUCGUCAAUACUUCCGCCAAAUGCUUCCAGAAAUCAAAAGAAAUAUAAAUUUCAGUCAAUUUAUGAUUUGGAUAAUAUUGCUGUCGUUAAUGUUAAAGACCCAAACUUAGAGACAGCAUUCAAGAUAUUGAUGUUUCCCACAACUAAAGUGUUCAGAACUGAUUCAAAACAAACUAAGAUUCAAUGGUUGGAUGCUUUCGAAGCAGCGAAGAAACAGAGAAAAGCGUCGUUGACAUUACAGAGAAGGGAUUCAUUGAUGUAUAUAUCAAAUAUGAGUAUUGAUGGCACAGCUAGUGGUGUCAAAACACCGAUUUCUCCUAUUGAUAGACCUUAUGCUUCAAUUUUGAAUCCUUUUGAAGAGGCAGAACUUCUUGAAGAAGUGAAUGAAUCUGAUACAGAGUUAGUGCCUCAAUGGUUGACAGAACUUCCCGAAGAUUUAGACGUAUGUAUUGCUCAGAGAAACUUUGAAGACGCUGUAAGUUUAGUGCUUCGAGUGAAUGAACACUUCCAGAUGUAUCCCAAAUGUUGUGAUAAUAUAAUGCAAACCGAUCUUAAGUUACGAGUAGAGCAUAGAAUUAAAGAGUUAAUCGACGCCCUGACCCACGAUUUACAGAUAGCACCCGAUCGGUCAUUACAGACGGGUCCUCGUUCUUCAAGACGUUCGGUGCGCUUAUUAUUAAAACUAGGAAAGUCUUCGUUGGCCACGAAGUUAUUUCUUAACCAAAGAAGUGCUUUACUUAAGUUUUGUUUGAAACAACAGAAAAUAGACGGCGCGACUCUUCAGUACAUCAAAAGAAUGAGUUCCGUCUUCUUUAAUAAUGUCAUCGAAACAACUAAAGAAUUUCAGAAAGCUUUUGAUUUGAGUAUUCAAACAAAUGGAGGUUUAGUAGCAACUCCUCCGACAUCUUUAAUAAACGAUAAUUUGUGUGUCAAUGGAGACAAACUAUCGCCAACACAGAGCCAGUCUAUUGCAUUGUCGAUGGCAUGUCUAGUCUCGUGGGCUCGGAAUCAGUUGAAUCAUUUUAUUGGUUUAUUUUCGAGACAUGUAUUUACCACUCAAGUCUCUCCAUCGAUUGCAGCUGAAUGUGUGGCCAUAAUUCGCUACCAGUGCUCUAAAAUGAAAACAUCUAUUGGAAUGGAUUUUCUUUUUUAUUUAGAUAAACAUUUAAAGACAGAUAUAGAAAGGAUUAUCACUGAAAUAAAAGAUAAACUCUUGGAGGCCAUCAAAUUAAGAGCAGCUGAAGAUAAAUGGGUUCCACAGAAUUUUCAUAAUAAAAUGAAAAUUUCAAAGUUUUUAGAAGAUAUGAAAGACAUUGGUAUCACAUCUUUUGAUAAAUAUAUUGUCGACGAAUAUUGUGUUAAUUUAACCUCUAAUUCAACCACAUUUGCCAAAUCAUAUUUCAAUUCUUUGAAAGAUUUAUUAAAAUUAACAAAUUCUGUGACUAAAAAAUUAGUGAUUGAGGCCUUAAUUGUUACAUUUAAAGCUCAGAUGAAACACAUCGCAACUUCGCUUAAGAGUCCACUCUUUAAAUCGGAACAUAUGUUCAUCGAGAAGAACGCAGCCUUUCUUCUUGAUGUUGUUCUUACAUUAAAUGAGAACUAUUAUUGUGACAAAAUUCAGAUCAAUAGUUGCGAAGAAUUAGCGCGAAUGCAUUCAGACUACGCCUAUCUUAAGGGUGGUAUUGAACCAAAACCAAGAGCCAGAAGUAAAACUUCUUCACCCAUUAAGACUGCAUACACUUCUACUACUUAUUUAUAAUUUUGUUUUAUUUAUAGUAUAUUAUUAAUGU
Molecule: messenger RNA, 2449 nt
Organism: Oppia nitens
Lineage: Eukaryota; Metazoa; Arthropoda; Arachnida; Sarcoptiformes; Oppiidae
Gene: Exo84
Product: exocyst complex component 8-like
Exons: 1
Coding region: 88-2418 (776 amino acids)
Biological process (GO): intracellular protein localization; exocytosis; Golgi to plasma membrane transport
Cellular component (GO): exocyst
Source: RefSeq, a predicted model, not a curated record